CGCCGUGGGCGCGGCGCAUGCGCGGAGCGGGCGGCGGUGGCGCGAGGCGAUGGCGGCCGUGGGGACGAUGGCGGCCAUGGGCCCGCUGCCCGCCAUGGGCGCGCUGCCGCCUCUGCCCACGCUCGGCGUGCCCGGCGUGCCCGAGCUGAAGCCGCUCACGCGCUACGAGGCGAUGCGGCUCGGCCCGGGCUGGAGCCACUCGUGCCACGCAAUGCUGUACGCGCCCAACCCGGGCAUGCUGUUCGGCCGCAUCCCGCUGCGCUACGCCGUGCUGAUGCAGAUGCGAUUUGACGGACUGCUGGGCUUUCCCGGGGGGUUCGUGGAUCGCCGUUACUGGUCCCUGGAGGACGGUCUGAAUCGGGUGCUGGGCUUGGGUUUAGGCUGUGUGCGCCUGACGGAAGCUGACUAUCUGUGCUCGCACCUGACAGAGGGGCCACAUCGCGUGGUGGCACACUUCUACGCCAGGCAGCUCACCCUGGAGGAGCUGCACACCAUCGAGAUCAGCGCGGUGCAUUCCCGAGACCACGGGAUGGAGGUGAUGGGCAUGGUCCGUGUCCCCCUCUACACCCAGAAGGAUCGCAUGGGCGGGCUGCCCAACUUCCUGGCCAACUCCUUCGUAGGAACCGCCAAGUUCCAGCUCCUGUUUGCCCUGAAGAUCCUGAACAUGGUGCCGGAGGAGAAGCUGGCCGAGGCGGUGGCUGCCACACAGAGGCCGAAGAAGGCGGCCAUCGACCACGCCGGAGGGGCAGCAGGACACCUGGCUGCCCACAAGGCGGGCAACGAGCUGGCUAAAGCGGGCAACGAGCUGGGAGAGAGGGCAGAGCACCCGGGCAUGGUGCACGCGGGGGCCGAGCAGCAGCUGGUGGGGCUGGAGGGCCAGGCCCUGGCGGAGCAGCUGGCGGGGGCCGAGGCGCUGGAGCAGUCAGUGGGGCUGGGCGCUGAUGCUGUGGCGGAGCAGGCGGUGGCCGAGGUGAUGGAGUGAUGCCGCCGUGUUGGCGCUCAAUUAAAAGUGGGUGAGCUGAGAGACUUCUAACUUUCCGACCCGUGGCUGGCUGCAGUGGCUGCCCACGCGAUCCCACUGCCCAGCCGGGAGGGGUUGGGUUUGUCUAAAGCAGGGAAAAGCAAUUUUAUUUUUAUGGCCAUUAAACUCUUAGCGAGCUUCCCAGAUCAACCUGCACAGCCCCUGCAGAGAGUUCAUGUGCUUAUGUGAGGGCGCCAGAGCCUUAGAAUUGCGCUUUGAUUUCAGGGACACACUGCUGCUGUCAGGUCCCCCUUUCGUUUGUAAGGAACAAAACAUCAAAUUUUUUAAAUGCCCCAUCUUGACUUGGAUGUGGCUGUGUUGGCUUUGGGCACAGCUGAGGCCUGGGGCUUUCAGUUAAGCACCUCUGCCCAUGAUAGUGGCCGGGCUCCCACUCGGGGUGUUGGCACAAUGGGGCAGCUGUGCCAUGAAUUCCCUCUGGGGUGUUGGGGAUGCUCAUGUGGGUCCCUAUCUGGAGAUCUGUGGGAGAAGGAAAGUGGAAUAAAUGGCUUUGCUGAAAGUUUAA
Messenger RNA from Poecile atricapillus (Black-capped chickadee), 1544 nucleotides. RefSeq names its product nudix hydrolase 16 like 1 (gene NUDT16L1). The record is from RefSeq and is a predicted model, not a curated record. The coding region runs from base 50 to 982 and encodes 310 amino acids. Gene Ontology annotation, cellular component: nucleus. The transcript is spliced from 3 exons. NCBI's taxonomy places the organism in Eukaryota, Metazoa, Chordata, Aves, Passeriformes, Paridae. Gene Ontology annotation, molecular function: snoRNA binding.